Cuscuta epithymum is the source of this 721-nucleotide messenger RNA. NCBI's taxonomy places the organism in Eukaryota, Viridiplantae, Streptophyta, Magnoliopsida, Solanales, Convolvulaceae. The record is from the annotation of a GenBank genome assembly.
GGCACAAAGCGUUCAACAACUGGCACAAUUUAUGCACACACUGGGUGCUACUGUGCUCCAGAACAACCAAAACCAGAACAACGGGAAUGAUGCCGCAAAACGAGUGGCAUCUCGCAACCCUCCAAGCUUUCAUGGGCAAGAAGAUCCUCGUAUCCUCGAGAAUUGGCUCCGACUCUUUGACAAACUCUUCGACGCAGUGAGCUGUCCGGAAGAGCAAAGGGUUGACAUUGCUGUUUACUAUUUACAGCAAGAGGCGGAUAACUGGUGGGUCUCAUCAGGCCCAACUUUACGUCAACAACCUGACUUCAAUUGGGAAGCUUUCAAGAUUGCCAUGAGGAAACGUUUUUAUCCUGCACACGUUCAGGCCACCAUGCGUGAUGAAUUCAUACAUUUGAAACAGAUGGGCAUGAGUGUCCAGGAAUAUCACAAUAAAUUCGUGGACCUCGCGCCAUUUGCGAAAACAAUAGUGCCUGAUGAAAGCACCAAAGUUGAGAAAUUUAUCUACGGAUUAAACUAUGAUACGCAGAAAAUCGUCGCUGUUUUGGGUUGCCAAACUCUGACUGAAGCUUAUGAUAGAGCUGCAGUUCACUAUCGAGUUCAGCAACUACAAAGAGAGAGGAACCAGAAGAUGAAGAGGGACGAAGAUGGAGGUCGAGGAGAAAAGAGGGUCAGAGUGCACCCACCUACACAGCAACAAGAAGGGAGGAGGAGGAGAGAUGAC